AUGAGCUUUAUGCUUCUUUUCGACCGUGGCCUCUCCGUCCGGGAAUAUGUGCUCGCCCGCAUCGAGGACUGCCGGGAACCGUUUCACGUUUGGUAUCAAAUUGCCUUGAGGACGUCCAAAAGCGCCAUCUUGACCUCAGUUGUCAUAUUUGUGGUGGCACUCGUGGUGCUUCUGACCGUCUUGGGGUGUAUUGCCCUCUCGCUUAUGGGCACGUUGGCGAUCCGACGCUACGUCCUCUUGCACGCCCCUGGAAACCAGUUGCUGCCUCUAACCUUCAACACCAUGCCGUACGAGACGGAGUUGUGGCGACUGCACAAGUUGGACACCUUCGUCUCGCGUCUUGCCUUUGAGCCAGAGACACUUCCCCGACAGGAUGACGGACGUUCCGUUGUGGCGAGGAAAGAGCCUACGAGCGCAGAACUGCCAUUGUCCGUGGCGGAGCAGGCAGCCUCGCUGAAAAUGUCCCUCAUACAGCAGUACGUACAAAAUACACUGGCGACAAGCACACUGCUUAUUCCCACUUUGGUGCGGAGGGAAGUGUUCCCUCCCGGUGGUGGCGUCUCCAUUGAGGCACUUUUUCAGCAGCGGAAGCCAAUGUUUAAUGCCAGGGGCGUGUAUGACGCCAAGAUGCAGCUUGUCUUUAUGAAGGAAGAGGUGGGGCGUGACGUUUCUCUGGUGUUGGAAUCAUCUGUACUCUUCUCUGAGGACUCCGAUAUCUCUCAGGCGCUUAGCGGGCUGGACGUCCUUUUAAAGACGACCACCUCCCUUACCUUCACAACCGGCGAGAAGGAGACGUUUUUGCUGAUGCGUCUGAUCAAAAUGUCGUUUCGCUUUGCCUUCUUUGUGCCGCUGUGGAUGUAUGAAAAGUUCAUCGAGUUGCUGCACCGUGACUUCUUCCCUGACGUUGACACUUCAACCGAGGUGGCUGUUGUUGUCGACGUUUACAACGGAUUUGAGCCGCCUCUUGUCUUACAGCCUCGGCUGCGCGCCAUCAACUUUACGUUGUACCAAGAGGUGAAAAGUACCCUGGGGCGGGCGCGGCUGCUUCGGAUGCACUUUUUUAGCCGCGUCCAUCUCGCUGGUCUUGCGUACUACUUUUCGACGUACACUUUGACUAGCUUCAUGUGCACGACGCUGGUGCUUUUCAUAUGCUUCUGUGCCAUUGCUGUGGGGGUUGCUCUUGCCGCAGGAGCCUUGAUUGUUUCUUUUUAUGUGCGUAGCACACGCUCUUCUGUAGACGAGGGUGCGUCCCCGUUCGACACCGAGGAGGAGGAGGAGGAGGAGAAGGAUUGGGUUGGGGAGAAGCAGCGGUUAAUUCCGCAGAUUUAUCCGUCUCCCUUGCUUCAUGCCGAGAGCUUUGCUUCAUCUAUGCAGGGGAGCAGGCGGACAUCAUUGUUUCGCGCCUAUGAGCCGAAUUCGCCUCUUACAAACGAAAAGAAAUCCAAGUAG
This is a messenger RNA of Trypanosoma rangeli, 1449 nucleotides long. RefSeq lists its product as uncharacterized. The record is from RefSeq and is a predicted model, not a curated record. The transcript has a single exon. The coding region runs from base 1 to 1449 and encodes 482 amino acids. Lineage: Eukaryota; Euglenozoa; Kinetoplastea; Trypanosomatida; Trypanosomatidae.